AGUACUUCCGUCCUUACAAUCUUUUGGCGUUCGACGGGAGAUUCCCUUCAGAGGACAGGUUGCUGUCACUACAGUCAACAUGUUAUCCCACUCCCGGUGUAUAACCCGGAAUUUUGGUCGUUCUUUGUCUGUCAUUCGUCAGGGAAACAAUGUGUUAACACGACGAGCUGCAUCAGCAGGACUGUCAGCUAUUCGUAGUGUGACUGUCAAACCUACGAAAUUGGAAUGGAGCUCCAGCGUCUUCCUGAUCAGAUACUUCAAGACAUCUGUGGCUUGCGGGAAUGAGGUGAUCACAGUGAAGACGCCUGCCUUUGCAGAGUCGGUUACAGAAGGGGAUGUGAGGUGGGAGAAAGCGGUUGGUGACUCCGUCAAAGAGGAUGAGGUGGUUUGUGAAAUUGAGACAGACAAGACAUCAGUGCCUGUGCCGUCUCCUUCCGCUGGGGUGAUUGAGGAGCUGCUGGUCCCUGACGGGGAGAAAGUCGAGGGAGGACAGGCUCUCUUCAAACUCCGGAAAGGAGCUGUUGCUGCCCGAGCUUCAGAGGCUCCACCCGCAGAGGCCCCAGCAGUAUCCCCGCCCCCCCUUGCUGCCGCGCCACCUCCCCCUCACGCACCCUCUGCGGUGGGCCCCAUCCCAACCACUCUGCCCCCCGUGCCUCCUGUGCCAGGAGCAGCCAUUUCUGCCACACCAGUUUCGGCCAUCAAAUCGACUGCUGCCCCGGCCGCUGUCAGAGAUGGAGGGGGUAAACCCGCCAGGACGGAGCAAAGGGUGAAGAUGAACCGAAUGCGUCUCAGAAUUGCCCAGAGACUGAAGGAAGCGCAGAACACAUGCGCUAUGUUGACAACUUUUAAUGAGGUCGACAUGAGUAACAUUAGUGAGAUGAGGAAGACUUACAAAGACGCUUUUCUGAAGAAACACAACAUUAAACUGGGCUUCAUGUCUGCGUUUGUCAAGGCUUCAGCAUACGCUCUGAUGGACCAGCCUGCUGUCAAUGGAGUCAUUGAUGACACGACCAAAGAGAUUGUGUACAGGGACUAUGUAGAUAUCAGUGUGGCUGUAGCAACCCCAAAGGGCCUGGUGGUGCCAGUCAUCCGCGGAGUGGAGGGAAUGAACUUUGCUGACAUCGAGAAGGCCAUCAACGAGCUGGGGGAGAAGGCCCGUAAGAACGAGCUGGCUGUGGAAGACAUGGACGGAGGCACCUUCACUAUUAGCAAUGGUGGUGUGUUUGGAUCCAUGUUCGGCACGCCCAUCAUCAACCCCCCACAGUCUGCCAUCCUGGGCAUGCAUGGGAUCUUUGACAGGCCAGUGGCCAUCGGGGGCAAGGUGGAGAUCCGCCCUAUGAUGUAUGUGGCCCUGACCUAUGACCAUCGCCUCAUAGAUGGCAGAGAGGCCGUCACCUUCCUGCGUAAGAUCAAGACUGUGGUAGAAGACCCCAGAGUACUGCUCCUGGAUAUGUGAGCCAGCCUCUCCACAAUCCCAACAAACCACCCUAUUGCCAUACACACACAGUGGCAACUCCCAGUGAUCCUAAAAAAAAUAUUGUGUUGGUUAACUAGACAAAAGGAUACUUGAAGAGAGUGAAAGGUGCAUUGGACUUCUUGCAUGGCUUUUAAAUGGUGGCAAAAUUUAUGGUGAAUGUUCCAUAUGUCUGGAGCAGUGUUUUCACAGAAAAGAGUCCCUGGGGAAAGUAUUGUACAACUGAAAGUGUCAUUGGCCAUUUUCUACCUGCAAUUAAAUAUUUGUCAAAUAAUUGUAAUAUCAAUGGCGCAAACAAAUGCUUAGUUAUGUAUCGUUCCUUUAUUUUGCUGAAAAAAGAACAGUUAUCAUAAAAUGAACUGGAAACACUACGGCAUAAGAUGUUUAUGGUAAAGUUUUUUUGUAGACUUUAUUCAGAGAGUGGGUCCUUUCAAAAUGUGUUGACAUUUAAUUCACGCACACCCUAGGAAAAGAAUGAGAAAAGAAUGUAUAUGCUGUGUAAAAAAAACAAACUAAAAAAAUAAUAUUUAAAGAAACAAAUAUUUUAAACAAUCUUACCUGUUGUUUUUUUGUCACUGGUCUGUAUUUACAGAAUGCUAAAUGACCUGGUAGCAUCUGUUGAAACUCUGUGUGGAGGUUCAAUAGAUGCUACCAUGUCUUGGAAGGAAAAAUGACCUAAAAAGGUACAACAAACCCACAUCACUUACAAGUAAACAAGCGGGACUGAGCUGUGGUUGAAAUACAUCGAGAAAAAAUGUCCAACAUGAGCAAUCUAUUAAAGACAAACACAGAAAAUGGA
Molecule: messenger RNA, 2273 nt
Organism: Esox lucius (northern pike)
Lineage: Eukaryota; Metazoa; Chordata; Actinopteri; Esociformes; Esocidae
Gene: dlst
Product: dihydrolipoamide S-succinyltransferase
Exons: 15
Coding region: 80-1456 (458 amino acids)
Biological process (GO): tricarboxylic acid cycle
Cellular component (GO): oxoglutarate dehydrogenase complex
Molecular function (GO): dihydrolipoyllysine-residue succinyltransferase activity
Source: RefSeq, a predicted model, not a curated record